AUGGCGGCGGCUGACAUGAUGGUCGUUGUUAUAGCCGUUGUAGUGGAACAGGUUAAUAAUAUCUAUUCGCUUGUUAAUUUCAUGCUUAUUACUCCAGUGUGUUCUGUGACUCUAGCCAUGAAAAUGGCAUCAAUGGACUGUUCCGUUUGGCUAACAGUACUCUUCACAUUUGAUCGCUGCAUUGCGAUAUGUUGUUAUAAGCUGCGAGAGAAAUAUUGUACCGAAAGAACAGCAACCGUGGUUAUAACGACUGCAUGUGUAGUUGGUUGUCUGAGGUGUAUCCCCUUUUAUUUCGUGGUUGAGCCUUACGUUAUAAUCGACAACGUACCGUGGAGCUGCGUGUUAAAAAAGGAAUAUUUGACUUUACCCACGUGGAAAGCCUACGAAUUGUUUGACACUAUAAUAACACCGUCAUUGCCAAUCUGUUUAAUUUUGUUAUUCAAUGCUUUAACUGUAAGGCAUAUUAUCGCGGCAAACAGAAUCCGUCGGGGACUCCGGAGCAACAGCGAUAAUCAGAAGGAUGCGGAGGUGGAGAAUCGGAGAAAGUCAAUGAUUUUACUGUUCGCUCUAUCAGGCAACUUUGUACUUUUGUGGAUGACCUAUGUAGUGCAUUCUGUAAACUGGCAGGUACAAAAUUUUCUUUACACGGACAAAUAUUUGAACACCCCAAUAUACAUCGUUCAACAAGUUGGGUUUAUGUCGCGCUUUCUCAGUACCUGCACCAACACGUGCAUCUAUGGAUUGACCCAGAGGAAGUUCAGGGAGGAGCUGAGGAAUGGAGCGAAAUAUCUGUUCAGUUUUAAUGGAAAACUUUGCUAA
Messenger RNA from Mobula hypostoma (lesser devil ray), 819 nucleotides. Its product is annotated as probable G-protein coupled receptor 139. NCBI's taxonomy places the organism in Eukaryota, Metazoa, Chordata, Chondrichthyes, Myliobatiformes, Myliobatidae. Gene Ontology annotation, biological process: phospholipase C-activating G protein-coupled receptor signaling pathway. The record is from RefSeq and is a predicted model, not a curated record. The coding region runs from base 1 to 819 and encodes 272 amino acids. The transcript has a single exon. Gene Ontology annotation, molecular function: G protein-coupled receptor activity. Gene Ontology annotation, cellular component: plasma membrane.